This is a messenger RNA of Racocetra persica, 197 nucleotides long. The record is from the annotation of a GenBank genome assembly. NCBI's taxonomy places the organism in Eukaryota, Fungi, Glomeromycota, Glomeromycetes, Diversisporales, Gigasporaceae.
AGGUUGCCAGAAGCCUGACAAACAAGAUUCAAAAAAAGAUCAAGAAUGAUUUUGCCAAAUUAAGUAAACAAAUGCAAAAUAAUAUAAACUAUAUUGUUAGUCAAGAGAAAAGAAAAGAGCGUUCAAUACCUAAAAAUUUUCAAAUCUUUGAAACAUCAACAGAAGAAUUUGAUAUUGUGAUUAAAAGGAUGAUAUCU